AGGCUUUUCAAUGAUGCAUUUCAAAACUCCUGUACUUGAUUUUUGCAUUGUGUUUAGCUUCGUUGCUGUUGGUUUUGCUGAAUCUAUGUGUAAUUAUCCGUGGAUAAAAUUCAGUGGACAUUGCUAUAUGUUUGGGGUUGACAAAAAAACUUGGUUUGAAAGCAAAGUUGCAUGCAACACGAAAAACGCUUAUCUUGCUACAGUGGAAACACCCAAGGAAAAUGACUGGAUUAUUCAACAGCUCUUUGCUUUAAGCAAAGAAUCGUAUUUUUGGAUUGGCGGGAACACUUUAAGAAAAGUCGGUGAUUGGAUAUGGGAAUCCACCAAUGAAAAAAUCGGUUACACCUUCUUUCAUCCAACAGAACCCAAUGACCCAACAAAAGAAAGGUGUCUGUUUUAUUUUUUACAUGAUAAAAAGGCGUAUUAUUGGGGAGAUGGUGCAUGCCGCGGAAAACUAGGAUACAUUUGCGAAAAAAUAAAAUGAAACU
Molecule: messenger RNA, 488 nt
Organism: Saccostrea cuccullata (small rock oyster)
Lineage: Eukaryota; Metazoa; Mollusca; Bivalvia; Ostreida; Ostreidae
Product: perlucin-like protein
Exons: 4
Coding region: 11-484 (157 amino acids)
Molecular function (GO): signaling receptor activity
Source: RefSeq, a predicted model, not a curated record